AUGAUCAUAUUGACUCUGAUUGUCAGAACUUUAUUGACGCCCCAUCGUCCCCCGGCGAACCUUCAUCUCAGAAAGCCGUUCCGAGCAUAUUCCAGACGCCCUCCGCACGCAAAGCCUCCUCUCAAGCCAAUAUCUCAAAAGACUCACCCUCGCGGUCUAAUCCCCCCUGUAUCAAAGUCGCUCAAUGGAAAACGAUCAUUCACCCAAGACACACUACCCCGAGAAAACAAAUACAAUGGAGACUCCGCAGAGCCGCAACCAAAGCGCCCAAAAGUCAAUGCAUUCCAUAAAGCAGCUCCACUUGCAGAGCGUAUGAGACCGAAGACCCUGGAGGACGUUUGUGGCCAAGAGCUGGUCGGUCCUUCGGGGGUACUACGCGGGCUGAUCGAGCAAGACCGGGUUCCGAGCAUGAUUCUUUGGGGAAGUGCGGGGACAGGCAAGACAACGAUUGCUCGUGUGAUAGCAUCCAUGGUGGGCAGUCGGUUCGUGGAAAUCAAUAGCACCAGUAGCGGAGUGGCCGAAUGCAAGAAAAUCUUCGCUGAAGCCCGCAGCGAACUUGGCUUGACUGGCAGGAAGACCAUCAUCUUCUGCGAUGAGAUUCACCGAUUUUCCAAGUCACAACAAGACGUAUUCCUUGGGCCCGUGGAGAGUGGUCAAGUGACGUUGAUCGGAGCCACCACGGAGAAUCCGUCCUUCAAAGUCCAAAACGCCUUGCUUUCACGAUGUAGAACAUUCACCCUGGCGAAACUCACCGAUGCAGACAUUGCGUCAAUCCUCCAACGUGCUUUGAAGAUCGAAGGACCGAACUACAACCCCUCGGAGCUGGUUGAUGACGAGUUGAUUCAGUACUUGGCUCGUUUUGCUGAUGGAGAUGCUCGCACCUCUCUCAAUCUCCUAGAACUUGCCAUGGAUCUCUCCAAGCGAGCGGGAAUUACCAAAGAAGAUCUGAAGCGAUCUUUGACCAAAACUCUGGUUUAUGAUCGCGCGGGAGAUCAACACUAUGACACAAUAUCUGCUUUCCAUAAGUCCCUUCGAGGGAGCGAUCCAGAUGCUGCGCUGUACUAUCUGGCCCGCAUGAUCCAGUCCGGUGAAGACCCUUUGUAUAUUGCCCGGCGGCUGAUUGUCGUCGCUUCUGAAGAUAUCGGGUUAGCUGACAACAGCAUGCUAACCCUGGCAAUAUCAACUCACGCUGCUGUGGAAAAGGUAGGGCUUCCUGAAGCUAGAAUAAACCUGGCUCAUGCCACCGUUGCCAUGGCAUUGUCGAAAAAGAGCACACGAGCAUAUCGAGGGCUUAAUAACGCGUUUGCCGCACUGAAUGAGCCCGGUGUUGCUGGUCUGCCCAUUCCUAUUCACCUCAGAAACGCCCCGACCAAGUUGAUGAAAGAGUUGGGAUAUGGCAAGGAAUACAAAUACAACCCGAACUAUGUCGACGGGGAGGUUGAGCAGGAGUACCUUCCCGAUGAGCUCCAUGGCCGUACAUUCCUGGAGGAUCUGGAUUUAGGUACACAACGAGAUCCUGCUCUACCUCGUCUUGCGCGCUGA
This is a messenger RNA of Penicillium malachiteum, 1542 nucleotides long. RefSeq names its product ssDNA-dependent ATPase MGS1. Lineage: Eukaryota; Fungi; Ascomycota; Eurotiomycetes; Eurotiales; Aspergillaceae. Gene Ontology annotation, biological process: regulation of DNA repair; DNA-templated DNA replication. Gene Ontology annotation, molecular function: ATP hydrolysis activity; ATP binding; single-stranded DNA helicase activity. Gene Ontology annotation, cellular component: nucleus. The record is from RefSeq and is a predicted model, not a curated record. The transcript has a single exon. The coding region runs from base 1 to 1542 and encodes 513 amino acids.